Varroa destructor (honeybee mite) is the source of this 1716-nucleotide messenger RNA. Its product is annotated as ribosome biogenesis protein NOP53. Gene Ontology annotation, cellular component: nucleolus. The record is from RefSeq and is a predicted model, not a curated record. NCBI's taxonomy places the organism in Eukaryota, Metazoa, Arthropoda, Arachnida, Mesostigmata, Varroidae. Gene Ontology annotation, molecular function: 5S rRNA binding. Gene Ontology annotation, biological process: rRNA processing; ribosomal large subunit assembly.
CGUGCAUACGAAGUGUUAUUAUAGUGAAACUUAGUUUUACAGAUACACUUUAUUAAUAUUUAAGGUUUGUAUUCAGCUGACCUGAAAUAAUCAAGCGGCUUUCAGCUUUUGUCAUAAGCGAUUCAGAAUGUACUUACGGUACAUUUUUUGUUGGUAAGAACAAGUUAUGCGUGACCAACAAAUGGACGAGCUGCAGGCCUCGUCUAUGGAUCCUGCCACAGAAGACGGAGCGACAGGGAGGAAGAAAAAAGUUCGCGAAUCUAAAAACCGUAAGAAAUAUUGGAAGAAGGCAGAUAUCACAGAGGUCGACGAAUAUCUAGAGGAUCAACGCUUCAAUGAGCGUGUGGGUGGUGAUGUGUCUAACAAAGAGGAUACCCAAUUAUUCCUGCUAGAUAAAAGUACAGAUGAGGCAGGCGAAAGGCGAUUCCAGAAGAAACGAUCCGAGAUCCUUAAAGAACCUUUAAGGUGCCAUUCUAUUCUUGACCAACGAUCCAAGGUUCCUGUCCCAUACACGAAAAGUCGAGUAAAGAUGGCUGAUGAACGCAAGAGCGCCAUCCACCUCGCUAAAGAGCGGGCAAUUAUUGCACAAAGGGUGGAUCAGUCAAAGAAAGGUGCGGCAAAGCGACGUCAAGAGAGAGAGCAAGAAGAGAAAAAGACGAAGUGCAGAACGUUAAACAGUCAAACCGAAAUCUUUGAUCUUUGGGGUUCUCAAAAGGAAAAAACCGAGAACACUGAGGCCGAUUGCCAUGUUGACGUCGUCGAAGCACCUGAAGAUGCGACCUAUUUAUCGAAGGAUCAGCAAACUUAUUACGCACCAUCAACACGUCCAAGCCGUCCUAAAGUGCCCGCUCUGCGUUACAAAAAGCCAUCGAAACUGCCCGCGGUUGAAGUUGCCAAACCUGGCGCCAGUUACAGACCCACUUUUGAGGAUCACCAAGAACUUUUAUCAGAAGCACACGAGAUUGAAAUAGAAAAGCUUCGCAAUGAACAGCAUCUCGAAAGGGUGCUUACGUCCCUUUUCCCGACGAAAGAAGAGGCGAGGAAGAUCGAAGUUGAAAACAAGAAGCAAGAAGCCGUUGGUAUUCUCUACUCGGAUGAUGAUGACAAUGAUGGGAACAAGGACGAAGACAAUAAUGCGGAGGUAGAAGAAGCAAACGGUAAUCCACGGGUACUAGCCGAGAAUCGGAAAACUCGUGUACAGCGGAAUCGUCAAAAGGCUCAUCAAGAACGUCUGAGGGCUAUAAAACUUGCAAAAGAAAAAAAGAAGUUUGAAUCGCAGUUUGGCCGCAUCGGUGUCUACUGUAAGGAGAUCAAAAAGGCAAAUAGGCUUACACAAAAGAGAAUAGAGGAACGAAAGCAAAGGGAGAUCGAUGCCAUGUACCUGCCCCGACGCCUCGGAAAAUACAAAUAUCGACCGCAAGACAUUGAACUGAAGCUCAGCGAUGAAAUUCCCGCAAGUCUUCGCCAACUGAAACCAGAGGGAAGCAUCAUGAUAGAUCGUAUGAGGUCUUUCGAAAGGCGUAAUUUAAUUGAGCCGCGACGCAAAAUUAUGCGUAAGAAGAUGUGGACGAAAAAAGUAUACAAGCGGUCCUACAAAAAGGGAUUCGAAGACGUCUUAUCGACCCCCAAAGCCGAUGGCUUAGCGUAAAAGGAAGUGGUUAGAAAAUAGCGCUUUUCCGUAUACACAUAAAAUAAAUGUUGCGUACUUCUCCCGCA